AUGCUCAUUGUCUUUUGUAUGCUUCUAGUGCCUUCUGUCCAGGUCAAGCAUCAGGGAUCCAAUCAGAGUCCACGGUUAUCAGGUGUAUCAAAACUCGAUGAGCAGUUACUCACUUGUUAUUGUAUAUUUGUAGUAUCCAUUCCGUCCAGGUCAAGCUUCAAGGUUCAGGUCGAGGUCCACGGCUUUCAGGUCAAGCUUCAAGGUUCAGGUCAAGGUCCACGGUUUUCAGAUCGAGGUCCACGGUUUCAGUAUCCAAUCCAUCCAGGAAAAGCAUCAAUGUUCCGAUCUCCCAGCUAUGGUCAUAGCUUUUAUCUAUUACUAGUGUCAGCCAUCCAGGUCAAGUGUGAAGGACCCGAUUUCCCAGCAAUGGGUAUAGCCAUCGAUGUUAGGCGUCAAGGUUCUGAUCUUCCAGCCAUGGUUCUAGUCAUUCAGGUCAAUCAACAAGAUUCUGAUCUCCUGGCCAUGGUUAUAGCCAUCUAUGUCAAGCGUCCAGGUUCCGAUCUCCCAACCAUGUUUACAGCCAUCCGUGUCAAGCGUCAAGGACCCAAUCGCCCAUCCAUGGUUAUAGCCAUCCAUGUCAAGCAUCAAGAACCCGAUCCCCUGUCCAUGGUUAUAGUCAUCAAUGUGAAGCAGCAAGGACCCGAUCAACUGUCAAUGGUUAUAGUCUCCAGUUAUCCAAGACAAGCAUCACGGUUUCGAUCUCCCAGCUAUGGUUAUAGUACUAGUGUUCAGUCAUCUAGGUCAAGUGGCAAGGACCCAAUCGCCUGGCCAUGGGUAGAGUGUUCAGCCAUCGAUAUCAGGCGUCAAGGUUGCGAUCUUCCAGCCAAGUGUUCAGUCAUCCAGGUCAAUCAACAGAAUUCUGAUCUCCCGUCAAUGUGUUCCGCCAAUCAUGUCAAGUGUCCAGGUUCCCAUCUCCCUGCCAUGGUUAUAGAUUGUUCAGUCAUCCAGAUCAAGCAUCUAGGUUCUGAUUGCCAAUCCAUGGUUAUAGUCUCUAGCCAUCCAGGACAAGCAUCAAGGUUCCAAUCUCCCAGCUAUGGCUAUAGUGUUCAGUCAUCCAGAUCAAGCAUCCAGGUUCUGAUCGCCAAUCCAUGGUUAAAGUCUCCAGCCAUCCAGGUCAAGCAUCAAGGUUCUACUCGCCCGUCCAUGGUGUGUUCAGCCAUCCAGGUCAAGCAUCAAGGUUCCGAUCGCCCAUCAAAGAUUAUAUGUUCAGUUAUCCAGGUCAAGCAUCAAGGACCCUAUCGCCUGCCCAUGUCUCCAGCCAUCCAGGUCAAGCAUCAAGAUUCUGAUCGCCCGUGCAUGGUGAUAGCCAUCCAGGUCAAGCAUCAUGGUUCCGAUCGCCCGUCAAUGGUUAUAGUCAUUCAUGUCAAGCAUCAAGGUUCCGAUCACCCGUCCAUGCCUCCAGCAAUUCAGGUCAAGCAUGAAGGACCCGAUCUCCCCUCCAUGGUUAUAGUCGUCCAAGUCAAGGUUCAAGGUUUCGACUGCCCAUCCAUGUGUUCAGUCAUUCAUGUCAAGCAUCAAGGUUCCGAUCACCCAUCCAUGGUUAUAGCCAUUCAGAUCAAGUGUCAAGGACCUGAUCACCCCUCCAUGGUCAUAAGUAUAAAACAACAUUAUGGGCAUAUACUCACUAGCUGCAAUAUACUUCUUGUGUUCAGUCAUCCAGGUCAAGCAUCAAGGUUCUGGUCUCCCCGCCAUGAUUUAAUAUAUCUCCAGUCUCCAGCUAUCCAGGUCAAGCAUCAAGAUUCCGAUCUACCCGCCAUGGGUAUAGUGUUGAAUCCACCAAGAUCAUGCUUCAUGGAUCCAGAUUCAGUCCGUGGCUAUAGGCCAAACAGCAAGGAUCAAAACUCAAAUUUGGGCUACAGUUCAAAUAUCAAAGAUCUGAUUUCAAAUCAAGGUUACGGGUACACACUUUUCUCUCUGUCUUUACAUGCUUUCUUUCGUAUUGGCCUAGUGUGUUUACGAUCUGGCUACACAAUGAAAAAAUUGUUUUCCUUCCAGUGCGACAGGUAUAUACAUCUAGUUCGGCCUUUAGUUACUGUUGGCUUUAUUUCUCUACUGGCUUCACAGUCCAAGCCAGCCAUCAUGGAUCCUAUAUCCGUCCAGUGUUACAGUGUCCUUGCAGUCAAGGUGCCUUUACUGUCUAUGCCAAUGAUUCCGAAUCCGAGCCCUAUCCAGAGUGACAGGGCAACCAUCAAGGAUUCGAUCUCCAUCCAGUAUGACAGCCAAGGCCAAUCGAUCCAGGUUUACUGUCCUCUAGGUCAAACUGAAUUACCAAAGUUUUACUAUCUACCUAGUGCCCGAGCCGAAGCCAACGAUCAAAGCUUUGAUAUUCUUUUGGGCUCACAGCAAGCGUUCAAUGCUCAGCUCUACAUCAAAGGUCGCAGGUAUACAAGAAUCUUUAAGCAAUUUACUAAAAAAUUAGAUUUUCCUAGCGUUUACAUAGUCAAGGCGAAAUGAUCAUGUUCUUUCUAUCCAUUCAAGGUUCUAGGUACACACGCACAUUUUAGCAUUUAUUCUUCACUGGUUGAAUCUUUUUAAUCUUUGACAGUCCAUGCCGAGAAUCAAGGUCGCACUUCAAAAAAUAGGGUUAAGGUAUACAUGCCUUUUUAAGCAUUUACUUACUACUAGUUGCUUUAUUCAGACUUUAUACAGUCGAGACCAAAGAUCAAGAGCCCGAUUUCCGCAUAGAUUUACAGGGAUACAAGUGGCUUUCUUUACCCAUUAACAUAUUGAUAGCUGUUUGAAGCAGUCUUUUUACAGUUCAAUUCAACAGUCAAGGUUCAAAUCCCCGUCAAAAAUCACUGAUAUACUGCCACUUUU
Molecule: messenger RNA, 2817 nt
Organism: Phycomyces blakesleeanus NRRL 1555(-)
Lineage: Eukaryota; Fungi; Mucoromycota; Mucoromycetes; Mucorales; Phycomycetaceae
Exons: 39
Coding region: 1-2454 (817 amino acids)
Source: RefSeq, a predicted model, not a curated record